This is a messenger RNA of Portunus trituberculatus (swimming crab), 2588 nucleotides long. Its product is annotated as zinc finger protein 646-like. Bases 141 to 2564 code for a protein of 807 amino acids. Gene Ontology annotation, cellular component: nucleus. Gene Ontology annotation, molecular function: zinc ion binding; RNA polymerase II cis-regulatory region sequence-specific DNA binding; DNA-binding transcription factor activity, RNA polymerase II-specific. NCBI's taxonomy places the organism in Eukaryota, Metazoa, Arthropoda, Malacostraca, Decapoda, Portunidae. The record is from RefSeq and is a predicted model, not a curated record. Gene Ontology annotation, biological process: regulation of transcription by RNA polymerase II; proteolysis. The transcript has 17 exons.
GGAUAUCAGCCUUACGUCACGCUUCCGAAGCUGUGAUACUAAAAGGUUAUGCUGUUACGCAUUUAACAUUGAUGCGGCAGAUGCGCUAUCAUUUUACAAGCAAGAGACUGAGAGGCAGUGUGUGAUUGCUCUUCCCAUCAAUGGCCCUGUCAGAGAUAUUAUCUACACAGACAGCCACUCAAGCCACCAAACCCGAGAUUCGACACGACACGGCACCCCAGGAUUUGGAUGAGUCCUACCUAAAGAGCUUUGAUGGCGCUGUUCAGGCGGGCCACGUGGAACUGCUGGCUGAGGGGCGCUACAUGUGCAAUGUGUGCGAAAAGGAGUACGCCAACAAGAGCAGCAUCAAGAGUCACCUUACCACCAAUAAACAUUCCACCAAGCUGUCAGAGAUAUUAUCUACACAGACAGCCACUCAAGCCACCAAACCCGAGAUUCGACACGACACGGCACCCCAGGAUUUGGAUGAGUCCUACCUAAAGAGCUUUGAUGGCGCUGUUCAGGCGGGCCACGUGGAACUGCUGGCUGAGGGGCGCUACAUGUGCAAUGUGUGCGAAAAGGAGUACGCCAACAAGAGCAGCAUCAAGAGUCACCUUACCACCAAUAAACAUUCCACCAAGCUGUCAGAGAUAUUAUCUACACAGACAGCCACUCAAGCCACCAAACCCGAGAUUCGACACGACACGGCACCCCAGGAUUUGGAUGAGUCCUACCUAAAGAGCUUUGAUGGCGCUGUUCAGGCGGGCCACGUGGAACUGCUGGCUGAGGGGCGCUACAUGUGCAAUGUGUGCGAAAAGGAGUACGCCAACAAGAGCAGCAUCAAGAGUCACCUUACCACCAAUAAACAUUCCACCAAGCUGUCAGAGAUAUUAUCUACACAGACAGCCACUCAAGCCACCAAACCCGAGAUUCGACACGACACGGCACCCCAGGAUUUGGAUGAGUCCUACCUAAAGAGCUUUGAUGGCGCUGUUCAGGCGGGCCACGUGGAACUGCUGGCUGAGGGGCGCUACAUGCGCAAUGUGUGCGAAAAGGAGUACGCCAACAAGAGCAGCAUCAAGAGGCACCUUACCACCAAUAAACAUUCCACCAAGUUGCCAGAGGUGUUAUCUACACAGACAGCCACUCAAGCCACCAAACCCGAGACUCGUCACGACUCGGCACCCCAGGAUUUGGAUGAGUCCUACCAUAAGAUCUUUGAUGGCGCUGUUCAGGCGGGCCACGUGGAACUGCUGGCUGAGGGGCGCUACAUGUGCAAUGUGUGCGAAAAGGAGUAUGCCAACAAGAGCAGCAUCAAGAGUCACCUUACCACCAAUAAACAUUCCACCAAGCUGUCAGAGAUAUUAUCUACACAGACAGCCACUCAAGCCACCAAACCCGAGAUUCGACACGACUCGGCACCCCAGGAUUUGGAUGAGUCCUACCUAAAGAGCUUUGAUGGCGCUGUUCAGGCAGGCCACGUGGAACUGCUGGCUGAGGGGCGCUACAUGUGCAAUCUGUCAGAGAUAUUGUCUACACAGACAGCCACUCAAGCCACCAAACCCGAGAUUCGACACGACUCGGCACCCCAGGAUUUGGAUGAGUCCUACCUAAAGAGCUUUGAUGGCGCUGUUCAGGCGGGCCACGUGGAACUGCUGGCUGAGGGGCGUUACAUGUGCAAUGUGUGCGAAAAGGAGUAUGCCAACAAGAGCAGCAUCAAGAGGCACCUUACCACCAAUAAACAUUCCACCAAGCUGUCAGAGAUAUCAUCUACACAGACAGCCACUCAAGCCACCAAACCCGAGAUUCGACACAACUCGGCACCCCAGGUGACUGAUGCUGAGGUCAUGGCCAGAUUGCGCAUUAAAAGACAAGAAAAAAAAAAUGAACUUGAAUAUCACACCAAUACACAACUUCCGCCCGGGCGAGUUGAAAUAUUCAACUAUAUAUUCUUUCACUACAACACUCGACAGAGGCUGGAAGACAGGAAAGGAGCAAAGAUGGACUCUACCAACUUAAAAAUUACCUUCAAUAGAUUGGGCUACCAAGUGUUCGUUCAUGAAAAUCUCACUGCGAAUGACACCUUUAUGGAACUGGAAAAUAUUAGAAAAAGCUGCAAGCAAAAACCUCCUCAAGCUAUAUUUUUUUUCUUCUUGAGUCAUGGGAAUCAGGGCAAUGAGUUUAUGUCCGCUGAUGGUGUCCCUUUAAACAUUGAUAAAAUCAAGGACGAGUUUACCAACGAUCUAUGUCCAGAGCUAGCUAAGAAACCAAAGAUCUUCAUGACAAACUAUUGCCGGGGAGACAAUGAGGAAUGUCUGGAGACCGACGGACAUGUGAGAAUUCCUCAAGACCUCGUGACGAUCUAUGCCAGCAGAGAUGGCAUUGCAGCUUACCGACUGCCUAAUGAGGGAACGUCGUUUGUACUGAGCUUGUGCAAGGUACUGGAGAAGCUGAGGGAGCGCACCGAACUGCACGAUUUGUACCUCUUGCUAAUGGACGAGAUGAAGAGGAACAAAGCCACAACACCUAUCUGGGAAGAAAUUGGCUUUAAGAAAUUCUAUCUUGAGAUACCAGAAAGAAAGUAACUGUUUGUUUAUAUACACAAAGUG